UAAAUAUAGAGGUCAAUGUGCAGAGCGCUGAUCUCUCUGUUGUUUUUCUCAGCAGUGAAGACUAGCCCCUUUCAAAGCUCCAACUUCACUUUAACCAUGAAGUUCCUGCCGCUCGCAUUGCUCCUCUGUGUUUCGCUGCCACACUGCUGGGCUGCCUGCCACUUUUUCGACAGUUUCAAAGUAUUAAAUCACUGCCAAGACUUUGUUGAUAAGUCCUGGCACCCUAUUGACUCAAACUGGAGGAACUCGGUAUGUCAGGACUGCACCUGUUCCUCGUGCUGCGAUGCAUGGUGAAGAGCUGUGAAAAUCCAGCUUUGUCAGUGAGCACUGUCUGCUACAUUGAGUGUCAUCACAAAGCAAGAAAAAAAGAGAAGUCAAAACAAAUAAAGCAACCAAAAGUUGAAGCAAAACCCAACAAACAUCUAAACAAGGCUUGAAGAUCUGACACUAUUACACAACAUUUGCUAAAAUUCCCAGGAAAAAAAAAAGAUGAAUUUUGCUGAAAAGUAAUAAAACAGAAGAUUAAGAUGGAAUGAAGAUGAAGUGCAAGUUGGGUCUGUGAGGGUCUGUCGAGUGUUGAGCGUCUGCGGCUGGUCAUAUUGACCGUGACUGGAACAGCGCUGCCAUUGCUGUACUCUGAUUGCUGUGAAAUGUGAAAAUGAACCAUUCAUUCAUUCAUUCAUUCAUUCAUUCAUCAAUUAAAAUCUGUGCACUGCUGCA
Molecule: messenger RNA, 720 nt
Organism: Scleropages formosus (Asian bonytongue)
Lineage: Eukaryota; Metazoa; Chordata; Actinopteri; Osteoglossiformes; Osteoglossidae
Gene: msmbl
Product: microseminoprotein, beta-like
Exons: 4
Coding region: 16-294 (92 amino acids)
Source: RefSeq, a predicted model, not a curated record